AUGUGGCGCGAUCGCAUUUCAGGCCAAUCGACUCCCUCGGGUGCUCCUCGAAAUCCUUCGUUACCUCGUCGAUCCUCCUCUCAGCUCUCCCGUGACCCCUACAAUCGCCCUAGAGCCGCCUCCAGAAACUCGUCCACUUCUCUGCUGUUAACUCCGAGCGACUCGACGACAUCUCUUCCGGGAACAGGAAGACCUUCCAAUGGCGUAGGCCUAAGGCAAACAAGCGCGCAGCGAUCGCGCCCGGCUGUUGUACCUGACCCGUUGGAGGUAUUGAACGGGAUCAUUGGCAAGGAGAAAGAAAAGAAGCACAUUCCACAUUUAUCGACCGUGCCGGAUAGACCAAUAGAGCUGGUUGAGGCUAUUAAUUUUGACGGAUUGAGUCUGGAGGAGUUUGCGGUCAAAGCCGACCCGAUACCGACUCGAAAGGCACGGGGCAGUGAGAUCAAUGCUCAGACGGUUCAGCAAUUCGAACAGGAGCGAGACAAAUUCGAGGAGCUGCACACAUCAAUUGCCGGCUGUGACGAUGUGUCCAAGUCAGUGGAGCUGUAUUUGAAUGACUUCCAGACCGAGCUGGGGGCGGUGUCUGCGGAGAUUGAAACGUUGCAGACCCGCUCGACGCAGUUGAAUGCCAUGUUGGAGAACAGGCGCAAUGUGGAGAAGCUACUUGGCCCGGCUGUGGAAGAGAUCAGUAUCUCACCGAAAGCUGUGCGUACGAUCGCCGAGGGGCCCAUGGAUGAGAGCUGGGUGCGCGCCCUGAAUGAAAUUGAUGCUCGAACAAUGAGCAUCGAAACCAAAGCAGCUUCGUCCAAUGGAUUCAAGGCCAUUGAGGAUGUGCGCCCACUGUUGGUUGACUUAAAAAACAAGAAAAUGGGCAUUGGGCUGCAAUUGACCACGCGACAGGCGAUCGAACGCAUUCGUGAUUACUUGGUAUUGCAGAUCAGAGCAAUGCGAUCACCGAACAUCAACUCGCAAAUUAUCCAGCAGCAGCGACUACUGAGGUUCAAAGACCUGUACAGCUAUCUAUCAAAAGCCCACCCCAAACUUGCUGGAGAGAUUUCCCAAGCAUACAUCAACACAAUGCGCUGGUAUUACAAUUCCAACUUCACCCGUUAUCUCCAAGCACUCGACAAGAUCAAAGUUUACCCCAGUGAUCGAAAUGAAGUCCUCGGAGGUGAUCAUUCGCACCGGUCCGGCGGCCGAGCUGGCUCUGCCGCACAUGAUCCUUUCUCAUUAGGUCGACGCAUUGAUAUCCUUCGAACCGGAAACCAACAGGCAUUAUCCUCUUUCCUGGCCGAAGAAGAUAAUACAUAUCAUGGCAUCGAAGCGCCAUUCCGAAACUUCAAUGUCGCUCUAGUGGACAACAUAUCUGCUGAGUACUCUUUUAUGACUGAGUUCUUCUCUCCCCUGUCAUUCCACCAAAUCUCGCGCAAGGCCGUGGAAGUAUUUGAGCCUAUCUUUGCACUCGGCCAAAACUUGACCAAGAAACUUAUCGAGAAUACCACUGAUUCUCUGGGUGUUCUCAUGUGCGUUCGCCUAAACCAAAGAUCUGCAUUCGAGCUCCAACGACGCAAGGUGCCUGUAGCCGAUUCAUACGUGAACGGGAUCAACAUGCAGUUGUGGCCUCGCUUCCAGGUCAUUAUGGACCUACAUUCAGAGUCACUCAAACGGGUUGGCUCCAAUACCGGUCGCAGCGCGGUCUCCGCCUUAUCAAUCGCAGGCGGAGAUGAUUUGAAGAACUCAUCAGCCCCGCAUUUCCUCACGCAACGGUUUGGACAACUCAUGCAUGGUAUCUUGGUCCUAAGCAGCGAUGCCGGAGAUGAUGAGCCUGUGUCGAACAGUCUGGCCCGGUUAAGCACCGAAUUUGAUGCCAUGCUCGCCAAGCUGAGUCGAAAUGGCACGGAUGCAAAGCGCAGGGAGCGAUUCCUAUUCAACAAUUAUUCAUUGAUCUUAACCAUCAUUAGUGAUACCCAAGGCAAAUUAGCAGUCGAGCAAAGACAGCAUAUGGAGGAGAUGCUUAAGAACUGUAGCAAGCGUUAG
Messenger RNA from Penicillium atrosanguineum, 2037 nucleotides. Its product is annotated as putative GARP complex subunit (Sac2). Gene Ontology annotation, biological process: endocytic recycling; retrograde transport, endosome to Golgi; Golgi to vacuole transport. The transcript is spliced from 5 exons. Gene Ontology annotation, molecular function: syntaxin binding. NCBI's taxonomy places the organism in Eukaryota, Fungi, Ascomycota, Eurotiomycetes, Eurotiales, Aspergillaceae. The record is from RefSeq and is a predicted model, not a curated record. Gene Ontology annotation, cellular component: GARP complex. Bases 1 to 2037 code for a protein of 678 amino acids.